Molecule: messenger RNA, 1164 nt
Organism: Scophthalmus maximus (turbot)
Lineage: Eukaryota; Metazoa; Chordata; Actinopteri; Pleuronectiformes; Scophthalmidae
Product: growth arrest and DNA damage-inducible protein GADD45 beta-like
Exons: 4
Coding region: 211-684 (157 amino acids)
Biological process (GO): regulation of cell cycle
Cellular component (GO): nucleus; cytoplasm
Source: RefSeq, a predicted model, not a curated record
GGCUGCAGAGACUCAGAAUCUCCGCUCGCUCUCACGGAACACGGACUUUUCACUGAAGCUUCUCUUCUCACGGAGUCUGACACGAGACCGACACCGGGACCGGGUCUGGAUUUACCGCCUGACGGGACUUUUACUGCGGAACUGAAGAAACGCGACAGCGGAUAUUUUCUCCUGAUCCUGGAUCUGUUGGAUUAUUUGACUCAAGUCAACAUGACUCUGGAGGAGGUGGUCGGGUCCAACAGCACCGACAAGAAGAUGCAGACGGUGAGUCAGGCGGUGGAGGAGCUGCUGGCCGCGGCGCGGCGGCAGGACUGUCUCACGGUGGGAGUGUACGAGUCCGCCAAACUCAUGAAUGUGGACCCGGACAGCGUGGUCCUCUGCGUCCUCGCCACCGACGAGGAGGACGAAGGCGACAUCGCGCUGCAGAUCCACUUCACGCUGCUUCAGGCUUUCUGCUGCGACAACGACAUCAACAUCCUGCGGGUCUCCGGCGUGCGGCGCCUCGCGACGCUGCUGGAGGAGGACGGCACCGGCAACGAGCCGCGGGACCUGCACUGCAUCCUGGUCACGAACCCGCCGGUGCAGCCGCUGCAGAGUCCCGCGCUGCAGGACGUCAGCAGCUUCUGUGAGGAGAGCCGCUGCCGGAACCAGUGGGUUCCGUUCCUGCAGCUGCAGGACCGCUGAGCCGAGUCGAGCCGAGUCGAGCCGAGCCGAGUCGGAGGAAACAGUCCAAACAGCCGUCCUCGUGACGAAGAGGAUUUACGGUGUUUUGAGUAAAGAAGCGGGACCGGAGCGGGCCCCGGCCGGGGGGAGGGGCCUACCUGCCGCCUGACUGGUGGAUGAGUUGAGGUCCCGGUCCCGGUACCGGUACCGGUUCUGGAUGUGGACCGGAAGGGUUCGGGUCCUGGAGCUGCAGAGGGCAGACAGCGACAGACUGUCACGUGACUGCACUGAAGUGGGCGGGGCCCAGCUGAGAGAUGCAGGUGUUGGCGGGAGAAGCUGCUCACCUGUCCGUACGGUGACGUCAUACUAUUGAAAUCAUCGCUUGUUGUUGUUGUUAGUGACGCGAUGGAGGAGACACUGACGUCACAGAGUUAAUGUAUGAGUUGAAUUCACCUGUUGACUUAUUGUUUCAUAUGUGGCGAAUAAAUUACUGACGAGAAA